This is a messenger RNA of Lasiodiplodia theobromae, 1137 nucleotides long. RefSeq names its product Hepatocellular carcinoma-associated antigen 59. The coding region runs from base 1 to 1137 and encodes 378 amino acids. Lineage: Eukaryota; Fungi; Ascomycota; Dothideomycetes; Botryosphaeriales; Botryosphaeriaceae. Gene Ontology annotation, cellular component: spliceosomal complex. The record is from RefSeq and is a predicted model, not a curated record. Gene Ontology annotation, biological process: mRNA splicing, via spliceosome. The transcript has 3 exons.
AUGGCCGAAGCCAACUUUCGCGCGCGCAAGCGCCAGAAAGUGUAUCGCAAACGCCUCGACGAAGACGAUGACCACAACAAUGAAGGGCAGCCGCUCGCCCUGAACGCAACCGUCAGCGGCGCCCCUCUUGCCGCCACAACCUCCGCCAUCUCCGCUUCCGCGCCCUCGACCUCCGACGCCGCCGAUCCUGCUACUACGUCAUCGACCGCCGAGCAUGCUCCGACGAACAACGAGGAAGGCGGGCAGCUGUCCGUCGCGGAGAUCCUGCGCCGUGCACGCAAGCAGAAGGCGCGGGGACUGGGUGUUGAGUUCUCAUCAUCGGGUAGUGGCAAGCCGAGUGGAGGCUCCGAGGUCACUACUUCUGCGCUCGCGCCUCCGGUCAGCGGUGCAGCGGCGGAACAGCAACAGGCCGAAGUGGUGGUUGCGAAAGAGUUUGCGCCGCAGACGGGCAUGGUUGUGGAUACGUUGGACAAGCACAUGAUGGCUUAUAUAGAUUCCAAGAUGGCUGAGAUGCGUGAGGGCGAGCGUCGUGCAGCGGCUGCAGAAGCGGCCACGGAUGCUACAUAUUCUCAACAGCAGCCAAGCUCCGCGGCACCCUCUUUCCCAUCGAACGGAUCUCGUCAGAGGCAGCCAGCCGGUAUGGGAAAGCUGAUGGAGAUUGACUUGGGCCCUGAAGCCGUGCAGAGGAAUAUCGAGCGCACGGAGGAGGCGACGAGGCGACUGCAGAACGGAGAAUUGCUGGAGCAGGAGAUGCAGCCUAAGGGCAGAAGGGGCAGGAAGAGGAGGACGAGCGAGGACAUCAGACGGGACAAGUUGGUGGAAGAGAUCCUGAAGGAGAGCCGACCUAAUCCGUACGCCUUCUAUCACAACCCUGCAGUCGAAAUGUACGACGAUCGAGCACAGCAAGAGCAGCAGCAGAAGGACGCCGAAGAAGGCGCCGCCGACGACCGCAUCGUCGAGCAGUUCCGCCGCGACUUCAUGGAGGCCGUUCAGACGCGCCACAACCGCCGGCCGCCGGCCAGCAGCGCCGCCAAGGGCAAGGCCGCAGACGAGCGACCCAAGGGCCCGAAGUUGGGUGGUAGUCGCAGCGCCCGCGCAGCAAUGAGGGCGGCUGAGGAGAAGCAGAAAAAGAAAUGA